AUGCCGGUGCAAUCAACCCCAAAUCCGUGGCUUCCCGAUGAUUUGCUAUUGCUCUGCUUUGCAUGCGUCUCUAGAUUGAACUAUCUCACUCUCUCCCUCGUCUCCAAGCGUUUUCGAUCUCUCCUUGCUUCACCUGUUCUUUACAAGAACCGGUCACUCUUGGGCCGUACCGAGACUUGUCUCUAUGUGCUCUUUGAGUCCAGUUCUCGUUAUGACUGGUAUACCCUAUGCCUGAAACCUAAUGAAACCCUAACUUGUGACACAAGCGAGGAUAAGAAGAAGAAGAAGAAGAAGAAGAAAAAGAAGAAGAAAAAGAAGAAGAAGAAGUCAAGUGGGUAUGUUUUGGCUAGAGUCCCAAUUCCAAGCUCUCCUCGUGUGCGCUUUCCGGGUCUCGUGGCGGUUGGUUCUAAUAUCUACGGGAUUGAAGAGGGCUCCUCUAACGUCUCUAUUCUAGAUUGUCGGUCUCAGACGUGGUGCGAGGCUCCAAGUUUGCCGGUGAAGCUAUCAUCACUUUCCGCUAGCUUUCUUGAUGGAAAGAUAUAUGUAGCAGGAAGUAGCUACAAAGACGGAGAUUCUGGUUCCUUAAAGAACACGUUUGAGGUUUUCGACACAAAAACACAGAUUUGGGACCCUGAGAGCAUCGACCCUUGCAGCGAGAUACAAUGCAAAUUUAUUAACUCGAGAAGCACAUGUAUUGACGGAAAGUUCCACGUGAUGCAGUAUGGCGUAGAGGGGGUUGUUUACAACUCUAAGGAAAGUGGAUGGGACUUGAUUGGACCACAGAUGGGUAAUUAUAUGAUUUGGUAUUCUUAUUGCGUGAUAGAGAAUGUUAUGUACUUUUUUUUAUACGGAGUGUUGAGUUGGUAUGACACUGAGGUAAGCAAGUGGAUAAGUUUGAAGGGUUUGGAUGGACUACCUAAGCUCCCUAGUUUUUUUGGCGCUCCUGUUAGAUUGUCUGAUUAUGGUGGAAAGAUGGUGGUUUUGUGGAAAGAGAAUCAUUAUAAAUUGAGGCGAAGUGACGGCCAUGGGAAGAUUUGGUGUGCGGAGAUUGCGCUUGAAAGACGGCAAAAAGGAGGUGAGAUUUGGGGGAAUGUUGAGUGGUUCGAUCAUGUGCUCACAGUCCCACAAUCAUGUAGUCUCGUCAAGGUUCUUGCUGUUACUGUUUGA
Microthlaspi erraticum is the source of this 1167-nucleotide messenger RNA. The record is from the annotation of a GenBank genome assembly. Lineage: Eukaryota; Viridiplantae; Streptophyta; Magnoliopsida; Brassicales; Brassicaceae.